AUGAUCGACAACAAAAGACUUUCUACUAAAAUAACAGGCCCUUCAUGCACAGUUGUUUCUGACAAAUCAGUAGUUACAGUCGGCCGUAAAAGCCAUAUCCCUGUAGACGUGUGUCUUGACGAUUCUGAAUGUGUAUCGCGCAAGCAUCUAGAAAUACACAGAAAAAACAAGGAUAUAUAUCUUAGAUGUCUUAGUAAAAACGGAAUAUUUAUAGAUGGGUCCUUUCAUAUUGGGAGGCCGGAUUUCGUUCUUUUAGCUGAUGGGUGUAAAUUAAGGUUUCCGAGUACAAACAUCGUGAUUAUCGUGGAAGUGGUCGAACUUGAACCUUUUUGUCACCCUAAAAAGCGGGCAUCUUGGAGAUCUUCACUUGAUCACACCAAUCGUGGCGAGCCUACAUUGAGUACUGAUCAAAACAACAGAAAUAUGACAAAUCCACUAAUUUCACCAAUUCUAACGUCCAAAGGAUUUGAAGAAAAUUCCCAUUCUUCAUUUUGUUUUGAGUCCGGAAAUUGUCGAAAUACUCCCGAAGAAAGACAUGAUGUUUCAUGUAACAACUUAAAAAUUGAUUAUCAGAAUACUAUUCCGGAUUUAUCCCUUAAUAGUCUUCAGGGUUCAGCCACCUCAAACUGUGCAUUAUUACCGGUUGAACCAUUAUUUGUACAAUCAGAUCAAAAUUUCAAUAUUCCAGCCAUCAGAGCAGCUACAACAGUCCUUCAGAAUCUUAUUCAAAAUGAUAAUCAAUCUAAAUCCUUAAAUAUCGAUGGUGAAUCACUGUUUCAAAGCGAAAAUUCAGAUGUUGUAACUAAAAUGAAUCAUAUCGCAAGAUUGUUUGCUUUUAACUCACUUGCACAGCUAUCCCAGUUGGAUGCACACAAAAGUAGUACUCUAACAUUAUCUAACUUAGUGAAUUUCCCUUCUCAUCAACUAUAUGACUCCAGAUCAACUGAACUCAAUUGUUCUACAUUCAACCAUGGCUUAUCAGAUUUAACGAAAAAUCCCUUCGUAUUGUCAUCUAACUCUCCGGAAUCUCAAUUUAAAAAAUCCGAUAUCAUCGAACAAAACACCUUGACAGUAGACGAUUUAGAUGACACUGCCGAUUCAAGUGUAGCUGCAAUACACCAGAACGUCACAACAUAUUGUGGUGAUGAUCAUAAUGACGAUGGUAAUAAUAAUAAUAAUAAUGGUUGCACUAUUCAAGAAAGCGAAUCAACUAUUAAUAAGUUAGCUGCAAAUUUAGCUUCAACAACCGCGAUUGAUCGGGGCUCAACAUUUCGUAAACCGCCUUAUUCUUAUGCUCAAUUAAUUAUUCAAGCUAUUGCAUCGGCGCCUAAUCAACGUCUAACUUUAGCUGAUAUUUAUGCUCAUAUUUCAAAAACAUUUCCAUAUUAUAAACCACAUGAAAAAGGUUGGCAGAAUUCAAUACGUCAUAAUUUAUCAUUAAAUCGUUAUUUUAUCCACCCUUAUUGUGAAACAUGUUUAAUUAGUCAAGCAUUUCGUAAACGUCGUCAAACGUCGUCGAAGUCAUCAUCAUCAUCAGCUGAUUUAAAUCAAACUAAUAAUGCCAAUAAUAAUGCUAAUGAUGAUAGUAAUAAUGAUCAAAAUCAGUAUGACGGUGACGAUGAUGAUGAUGUUGUCGACGAUGAAGAACAACAACACCAAGAAAAAAAAGAAGGUGAACAAAGAAAUGUUUUAAACGAUAAUAGCAACAACGAGAAUAGUAAUGAUAAUAAUACUAUUGAUGUUAAUAAUUCUGCAUUUCCUGUAACAUCUCGUGAAUUAUUUUUCAAUGAUAAUAGUCAACAUAAUCCAUUAAAUAAUAACACAUAUAUUGGUAAUGAUAGUAAUGCCUCAGCUUCUCAAUGUGUUUUUGUACAAUCGAAUUAUUGUUUAAAACAACAAAAUCAUAACUUACAAAAUGUACAAUCUUUACUUCAUCCUCACUCUUUUUGCUUGUCAAAUUCAUUAUCAUCGUUAUCAACACCAUCAUCACCAUCGUCGGUCAUGUUAUCGUCAUUUGGUGAUCACCAACAACGCCAGGAUGAGUCUGGUGCAGUAUUACAUUAUUCAAGUAGUUUACCAACAGCUAAUGGAGAUCGGUAUACGCAAUAUGGAACCUGGUAUAUUUGUACAUUUCAACUUGCCACACUACAUUAGCACUGCGACAUGAAAUUAUCAAGACAAAUCCUAAUAUUUUGGAAAUAUUAACGGUAUCAUCAGUAAAAGAAAAGUUUACACAUAAAUAACGUGAUUCAAGACGAGGGUUUGAAUUCGUGGAAUUGAAAAAAAAACGUAUCAAAUAAUUCAAAAAAAGAAAUCAGGAUAUAAAAGAGGAUAAAGAAUGAGUGCAACUGCGCCAUUGCAACCUAUUCUAACCCAUGUCACGCAAAGUCUUCAACAGUUGGUUACGAUAAUUGCACUGUUCCCAACACGACUCAAUCCGACUGUUAACCUAAGGGUUUGUAACUUUCUGUUGUCCAUGUUUGGAACUUUGAUUGAUAAAUCUGUGCUGCUAUAUGGGCUUGGUGAGUGAAUUGUCUCUAUACAACUUUAUGUCAUAAGUUUUAAUAUGUAAAGUAUAGGUAUUCAGUAAAAUCCUAGACACUCAUUUCAUCAUACAUCAAUAUGUAACCUGUUCAGGAUAUAUAUAUGACAACAUAGACUAAUCAUUUACAGUCCUAAAUGUCGACGAGGCAUUAAAAACCUUUUACUAAUACUUUCAAACUCAUUGAACAAGUUAGUAAUUGCACUCAGUAGCUCUGUAGAUAAUGUGCUCUAAACAUUUUGAAGAGAAUGGUACUGGGUUUUCUAGUGCAGGUACAUCCACUUGACAAGUCUCAAAUAGGAUGAAAC
Molecule: messenger RNA, 2850 nt
Organism: Schistosoma mattheei
Lineage: Eukaryota; Metazoa; Platyhelminthes; Trematoda; Strigeidida; Schistosomatidae
Source: the annotation of a GenBank genome assembly